AUGGCGUCUCUUAACCUCUCAGCCAAUGGUCCCUCUAUAUCCAAGAGCUACCAAUCCGUCGUAAACGCGACGCUCAACCCUACCUCCAAAACAUACGCCCAAUGGGUCGUCUUUUCAGUUUCGACUCCCUUAGUCAACGCGUUCCAGCAGGAUUCCGGAAAUAAAGAGAGUGUGCUGAAGGUCCAGACCUCGGGAGAUGGUGAAUUGGAUGAUCUCAUUGAGGAAUUUUCAGAAGGCCGUGUCCAAUUUGCCUUUGUGAAGGUCAUUGAUCCGAACUCAGGAUUGCCCAAGAACGUCCUCAUCGGCUGGUGCGGUGAAGGUGUGCCUGAACGGACCAAAGGUUACUUCACCAGCCAUCUCGCCAGCGUGUCCAAGUUCCUACAUGUUCGAAGUACUCCGCGGAUUCCCAGGAACCCGUCUCCUCCGGCUCGAGAUCGUCCGGCCCACCUCCCAUUGCAAGCAAACCCGUCUUCACUCCCACCAGGUCGGGUGGCAUUGCUUCCAAUCUUGCCCCGCGCCCGAAGCCCCCCUACUACCUCUAAUGUCGACGAUGAUGGCUGGGGUGCCGAUGCCCCUCCAGUGACUCGCACUCAGCUUGAGAAGGUCCAGCCUGCGUACCAGCCCACCCGGGUCAAUCUGCAACAACUGAAGAAUGAGAAUCAGACUCCAGCUCGUCAAUCGAUUCCUUCCACCUCCGAGGACCGCGGUGAUGUUGUACGGGGCGGUUACCAGCCAAUUGGCAAGGUAGACAUUGCAGCAAUCCGAAGGCAGGCUGCCGAGUCUGGCCGGACGCAAGACGAUCGCCCGGCACCAGUGAAGGGAUCUUACGAACCCGUUGGCAAGGUUGAUAUCGCCGCCAUUCGCGCCAGGGCUCAGAAGCCCGAAGGCGCAGGUGAUGUCUCCCCGGCCCCGCCUAGCCCGGUUGCUCGAAACGAGCCCAUUUCUCUUCCUGAACGCCCCGCCAUGGCCCCGGAGGCUGAGCGUUUGACCACUCUACCCAAACCCAAGAUCGCGAACAAGUUCGGUGGCGGUCCUUCCUUUGGCGGCACGAAGCCGCCUCUCCCCGCUGGCUCCGGCACGCCCGCCGCGGCUGCGCCGAUCGUCACCGCCAGCCGAACCUUUGCAAACCAGGGAGGGAAGACCCCGGCUCAGCUGUGGGCAGAGCGUAAAGCCAGAGAGCGUGGCGAAGCUCCUGCCCCUGCUCCAGCUUCUCCGAACGCGCAGCCCAUCCAGAGUCAACCCAGCGGACAGGGCGAAUGGAAGAGUGGAUAUGCCGGCAAGUCCUGGGCCACAGUGCAGACCGUUAAGGACAAGGCGGCCCCCCCAGAAUGUUGA
Penicillium maclennaniae is the source of this 1335-nucleotide messenger RNA. RefSeq lists its product as uncharacterized. Gene Ontology annotation, molecular function: actin filament binding. Lineage: Eukaryota; Fungi; Ascomycota; Eurotiomycetes; Eurotiales; Aspergillaceae. The transcript is spliced from 3 exons. Gene Ontology annotation, biological process: regulation of actin filament polymerization. Gene Ontology annotation, cellular component: cortical actin cytoskeleton; plasma membrane; site of polarized growth. The record is from RefSeq and is a predicted model, not a curated record. The coding region runs from base 1 to 1335 and encodes 444 amino acids.